GUUUGUCCAAGCGGGACUCCGUAGUGACGUCAGGAGGAAACAUGGCGGCCGCCUUGGCGAGAAGACUGCCCGGGCUGCUGAGGCCGCUGUCUCUCUCUGUGGGCGCCAGGACACCACAGCUCUGUCGGUUCUCAAACCUCAUCCAGCCUACACCUCUGUGCGGCUCCGCUACAGCCGCUGUCCGUGCUCCUCUCCGGGGUGCAGUGUUGCAGACACCCCGGUGCAGCAUCCUGCAGCGGGUGUCGCCACUCGUUCCUGGUCUGAUUCAGCAGCCGAGCAGAAGUCUGACGUACUACAGUGUGAAGAAAGCCAAGAGGAAGAGCGUGAAGUCUGUAACGGACAGGUUCAUGCGGCUGCACUGCGGCCUUUGGAUCAGACGUAAGUCUGGAUACAAGAAGAAGCUGUGGAAGAAGCUGCCCGCCAGAAAGAAGCGCCUGAGGGAGAUUGUGAUCUGUAACAAGACGCAGAGCAAGCUUCUGGAUAAAAUGACGACCUCGUUUUGGAAACGGAGGACCUGGUACGUCGACGAUCCGUACAUGAAGUACCACGACCGGGUCAACCUCAAAGUGUGAUCUGCUGAGUCAUGUCUUCUGCUUUAAUAUAAAGUGAUAUUGUUGUACACAUGUUAAAUAAAUCUCUGUAUGUCCAA
This is a messenger RNA of Stegastes partitus (bicolor damselfish), 649 nucleotides long. It is a transcript of the gene mrpl35, whose product is annotated as mitochondrial ribosomal protein L35. Gene Ontology annotation, cellular component: ribosome; mitochondrion. The transcript is spliced from 4 exons. The record is from RefSeq and is a predicted model, not a curated record. Gene Ontology annotation, biological process: translation. NCBI's taxonomy places the organism in Eukaryota, Metazoa, Chordata, Actinopteri, Pomacentridae. Bases 42 to 572 code for a protein of 176 amino acids. Gene Ontology annotation, molecular function: structural constituent of ribosome.